CUGCUGGCACCUUCCCCACGCCCUGUGUCCUCAGGGCUCUCACCUUGCGAGGCCUUGGGGUGCUGGCUUUGGACAUGACUCGGGGCACGGGAGGGCUGCCCCUGCUGCUGCUGAGCCUCGCUGUGCUGGAUCUCCCCCUGGGGACCACUCUCAAAGAUAUGACAAACCCUACAUCCCUGACUCCCAACCUCCUUGACACCCACAGAGACCAUGGCACCACUGUCCAACACCAGCUCAAGCUCUGCAGCCACCUUCCCUUCCUCUCAUCCUGCAACCUCCACCCCAGAGAUGCCAAUGGGUGCCUUCACAUCCAGUGCUUCUACAGCUCAGCGGAGCAGCCUGGCAGCCUCCAACAUCACCACACCACAGGCAAGGGGCAGCACAGCUGACAGCACUCCUGUGUCACCUGGGCUGGCACCCAGCACCAGCAAUACCCCAGCAGGGCUGGAAACCACGACCAGCACCCCCCCAGCAGGGCUGGGGCUGACGACCCCCAGCACACGGACUCCAAGCUCCAUGGCCAUGACACCCAGCUGUGACAAGACUACCACUGUCAUGUCUGUGGGGACCAGCACAGCCCUGGCUGCCAGCUCAUUUGGAGUUGAAGUGAGCAUGGUGCCUCCCUCCACCUCUACUCUUCUCUCCUCCACUGGGGUGGGCACCACGCUUGGGACCAGCCCCCACCAAGAGCCAGCCAUGACCACACUGCCUGGCAGCACAUCCCCAGGGACCAGCACCACCUCUUCUUCCACCACCCCAGAAGUGACAGACACUUCAGAUGGGCCCUUCAUGACCCCAUCAGACACCAUGACCUCCCUUGUUACCACCACAAAGGCCCCUGGGAGCACACCUGUCCCCAGCCACCCAGUUGGGACCACGCCUAGGACCACCCCUGGUACUUCCACCCCUACAGAACCAGAGAGCCCCAGUGACACUGCAGAGACCACUGCUAUAGGUGUGACAGCAACUGUGUCCCCAGCUCUCCCUACCUCCUCAACACCCAUGGAGAGCUCAACACUGCUGCCUACCACUGACUCUACCACCACAGCCACCCUCCUUUCCUCCAGCCCUGAAACAGAAGCCUCCACCCCAGAGGAGUCCAGCACAUCCAUAGAGACUGGCAACACCUCACCUCCCGCUGUGCUUCCUCCCACUACAACUACAGAAGAUUCAGCUGAAUCUACAGAAGAGACCUUGGCAACCCUGGCAGACACCACAGCCAGCCCUGUUAUCAGCACAUCAGACCUCAUGAGCAUUCCCUCUUCAAGCUACCCAGACAGGACCACUCCUGACAUCUUCCCCUCAACUAUGGAGUCGACUCCAGGCACUGAGCCCUCUUCCCCUGCCACCAGCUCAGCCCAAACCUUGGAGGCUGCUACCCUCAGCACACCUACAGCCCUGCCAGUGCUGCCACCAGCCUGCUCCUCUGGCUCAUCCAACACCAGUGCAUCUCACCUCUUUCUGUCGCUGCGGCUAACCACCCCUCUGGACCUGGGGAACACCACGGUGCAGGAGCUGCUGUUGUCCAAGCUCCGUGAGGACCUGCAGACAGCAUUCCCAUGUGCUGGCCUGUCACUGGCAUGGCGAGGGAAGAGGAGGACUUGACUGCUGCCCCUCACCUGGACUGCCAAGCCACCUGCUCCCAGCAACUGACUCCAUGGAGGUGCAGGCCCCUGGGGAAUCCCACACAGCUCCUCUUGAACCUGGGGCUUCCUAUCCUUCACUCUGUACCCCCAGUCCCCUCCUGCCCCUUCCCACAGCCUGUCUGAAGAGCCUGAGCCCUCCCACCACCCUGCUCCAGACCUGGUUCCUCCUCCAGCUCUGCUGGGGGGCUGGGAGAAGGGGACCCCAUGAGACUGGGCUUUUACAUCUGGGACUGAGCUGGCUCAGCCAUCAAAGCCACCCUGGGGACAGAGGAAUGAGAGGAAGGAGACCUGAAGCCCCCAGUACUGCUGUGCCCAAGACUCACCUGUGGUAUUGCUGACAGAGGAGAGCACCCAUGCCGGGCAGUAAACAGAAAUUCCAUGUUUUCUGUGUUGAA
Haemorhous mexicanus (house finch) is the source of this 2041-nucleotide messenger RNA. RefSeq names its product mucin-2-like. The coding region runs from base 211 to 1605 and encodes 464 amino acids. Lineage: Eukaryota; Metazoa; Chordata; Aves; Passeriformes; Fringillidae. The record is from RefSeq and is a predicted model, not a curated record. The transcript has 6 exons.